Messenger RNA from Mirounga angustirostris (Northern elephant seal), 899 nucleotides. RefSeq names its product nucleoredoxin like 1 (gene NXNL1). The transcript is spliced from 2 exons. NCBI's taxonomy places the organism in Eukaryota, Metazoa, Chordata, Mammalia, Carnivora, Phocidae. Gene Ontology annotation, cellular component: mitochondrion. Gene Ontology annotation, biological process: photoreceptor cell maintenance. The coding region runs from base 240 to 899 and encodes 219 amino acids. The record is from RefSeq and is a predicted model, not a curated record.
UUCCUUUGCAAUCCUGUGCUUUUUCUUAAUGGAUUUCUAGCUGUCUCCAGAGAAGGAGCCCAUGGGCAGCCCACCCCUACCCUUGGAGGCAGUACAGAAUCAGGCCACGGUUUAGGCAGAUUAGUGAGGUCCUAAGCUGGCCUCCUAAAGAUACCUAAUCCCAGACCAGCAGCCAGCCAGCAGGCCCAGGGCCACACAAAGUCCCUCGGCCGUGUCCCCAGCUCUCAGCCAGGGCUGCCAUGGCCUCCCUGUUCUCCGGCCACGUCCUGAUUCGCAACAACAGCGACCAGGACGAGCUGGACACGGAGGCUGAGCUCAGCCGCAAGCUGGAGAACCGGCUGGUGCUGCUCUUCUUUGGCUCUGGGUCCUGCCCGCAGUGCCAAGCCUUCGCGCCUAUCCUCAGGGACUUCUUCGUGAAGCUCACAGAUGAGUUCUAUGUGCUGCGGGCAGCCCAGCUGGCUCUGGUGUACGUGUCCCAGGAUCCCACGGAGGAGCAGCAGGAUAUGUUCCUUAGGGACAUGCCAAAGAAGUGGCUCUUCCUGCCCUUCGAGGAUGACCUGAGAAGGGACCUCGGGCGCCGGUUCUCCGUGGAGCGCCUGCCGGCUGUCGUGGUGCUCAAGCCGGGCGGGGACGUGCUCACCCGCGACGCCACCGACGAGAUCCGGCGCCUGGGCCCCGCCUGCUUCGCCAACUGGCAGGAGGCGGCGGAGCUGCUGGACCGCAGCUUCCUGCAGCCCGAGGACCUGGACGACACCGCGCCGCGGAGCCUCACGGAGCCGCUGCGCCGCUGCAAGUACCGCGUGGACCGGGAGGCCCGCGGCAAACGCGGCUCGGGGAGCGGGAGCCCGCGCGAGGGGGAGGGCGGGGGGGAGGGCGGCGGCGCCGGGGAGCUGUUCUGA